Messenger RNA from Oryza brachyantha (malo sina), 1326 nucleotides. Its product is annotated as DNA-directed RNA polymerases II, IV and V subunit 3-like. Gene Ontology annotation, cellular component: RNA polymerase II, core complex. The record is from RefSeq and is a predicted model, not a curated record. The transcript is spliced from 3 exons. NCBI's taxonomy places the organism in Eukaryota, Viridiplantae, Streptophyta, Magnoliopsida, Poales, Poaceae. Gene Ontology annotation, molecular function: DNA binding; protein dimerization activity; DNA-directed RNA polymerase activity. Gene Ontology annotation, biological process: DNA-templated transcription. Bases 111 to 1103 code for a protein of 330 amino acids.
UGUUAGAACCCUACUCCCUCCUCCUCCCUAGUGUUGUGUUAGUUGUUGGUUUUCCCCCAAAAUCAAAAACCCUACUCUUCGGCGGCGGCGGCGGCGGUGGCGGAGGGAGCAUGGACCGCCCGGCUGCCGGCGCGUCGUACCAGCGGUUCCCGCGCGUGCGGAUCCGCGAGCUCAAGGACGACUACGCCAAGUUCGAGCUCCGCGACACCGACGCCAGCAUGGCCAACGCCCUCCGCCGCGUCAUGAUCGCCGAGGUCCCCACCGUCGCCAUCGACCUCGUCGAGAUCGAGGUCAACUCCUCCGUUCUCAACGACGAGUUCAUCGCCCACCGCCUCGGCCUCAUCCCCCUCACCUCCGCCGCCGCCAUGGGCAUGCGCUUCUCCCGUGACUGCGAUGCCUGCGACGGCGACGGCUCCUGCGAGUACUGCUCCGUCGAGUUCCACCUCGCCGCCCGCGCCACCGACUCCGACCAGACGCUCGAGGUCACCUCCAACGACCUCCGCUCCACCGACCCCAAGGUCUGCCCCGUCGACCAGGCCAGGGCAUACCAGCACGCCCUUGGCGGAAGCGAACCCUUCGACACUGCUGCUGCUGCAGACCAGAGGGGCAUACUAAUUGUCAAGCUGCGUCGGGGCCAAGAGCUAAGGCUCCGAGCAAUUGCUAGGAAGGGAAUCGGCAAGGACCAUGCGAAGUGGUCCCCUGCUGCUACUGUGACUUUCAUGUAUGAGCCUGAAAUACGUAUUAAUGAAGAACUCAUGGAAACAUUAACACUGGACGAAAAACGAAGCUUGGUGGAGAGUAGCCCUACAAAAGUGUUUAACAUUGAUCCCAACACCCAACAGGUGGUGGUUGAGGAUCCAGAGGCAUAUACAUAUGACGAUGAGGUUAUCAAGAAAGCAGAUGCCAUGGGAAAGCCAGGAUUGAUAGAGAUCAAUGCUAAGGAGGACAGCUUUAUAUUCACUGUAGAAACAACCGGUGCCAUCACAGCUUAUGAUCUGAUAAUGAACGCUAUCACUGUCUUGAGGCAGAAGCUGGAUGGUGUUCGUCUACAAGAUGAUGAUGGCGACCUUGGUGAACUUGGUGCCCAUCUUGUUGGAGGCUAAACACGGAGCUGCUCGUCUUAUGUUACUCCCAUCAGUAGGCUUCUCUAACUAUCGUGCUAGAGGCAAAACAUGAUGAUUUCUUUGUUUAGACAUCUAGUGCCUAUAAUCUGUACUUGAACUUUGUGUGGACGCACUGGACUAAAUUUGAUGGGAAAUCGACACACAAUCCAGCUCAUCUCUGGAACAAAUGCCCAGCUGCUAGUAAUACUGAUUGCUGUUCACC